UGCUCAGUGUCUUCAAAUAGCUUAGAAGAUUUACAGUAUUAAAACAAACGGUUUCUAGAGACCCUUGUCAUUUCUUCCGGUCCCUUACUACUGCUAUAAAUCUACACGAUGAAUGUAGAUGGGCAAAAUGUUUCAUCGGUAUGUUCUAGGGUAUAAUAAUCUCCAAUGGAUUAAAGACUGCGUUUCUAGUCAGAAUAGAAGUUAAAAGAUCAAAACUAACUAUUUCUCUGGACAAAUAUAAUGCAUUUGUGCAAGCAACAAUAAGUGUCAAGCUUUUCUAGUAAUACUUGUAAAUUAAGAUGUAAUUAGACCUACGAUAACCACCAUUUAAUGUCACUUUUUCGUAAAAACAUAUUUGCCCGAUAUUUCUAUUUUGAUUAAUCUUGACAUCAAUCAACACACCUAAACUGCCUCUUCAUAGUGACUGUCAUUUUUCUCAUGCAUGUGUGAUGGACAUUCAGAUUCAGCCCUCUUUCACACCAAUAUAAGCCCACGCUACAGUCUUCCAUCACUUCCAUGAUCAUUUUAUUCUGUUUGGCAAAUUGGAAUUUUAAAAAAAAAAAAAAAAAAGAUAAGAAAUUUGCUGCUGCCUUCUUAUUACUCAUUACAAAGCCCCUCCCUUCAACUUUAUUCAUUUUUACAGCAACCAUGCUCAAUUUGGAGGACUUGGAGCACUUCCACACACUUCCACAGCCUUGUUUCACUGGGGGCUCAGCACCUACUGAUUUCUUUGUACGAGUUGCCUGAUCACGGCACUGUUACUUGUUGGUGGUGGAAUAUGAUGUGGAUAGCAGCUGAACUGACAAGAGAGUUGCAAUAAACAACGUUAAGGGUUGCCAGAAGGUCCGGUUAUCAUCAGGGUCACAUCCGAGCAUGCUAAACGUGAAACGGAGGAAAGUCACGCUUAACAUGCGUGUGUUUAUUUUGACUAGGAUGAGGCGAUGUCUCCCAUUUCACUUCUGUUUGAUGACUUGCUGUACGCAGUGUUGCAUGUUCGUGUCUUAUGUUUCUGCAGCAUUGCUGCAGUGGUUCCUUGACUCAGAAUGCACCCUGACCUUUCACCUCACCUGCACACAGAUGAGUGCAAUGAACUCAUAAGCCUCCUGCGACAGUGCCACAAAGAGCACAAUGUCAUGAAGUUCUUUGGCACAUGUAAUGACGCCGACCGUGCCAUGCGUCACUGUCUGAAGAAAGAGCGAUUGGAAAAACGAGAGCGCAACAAGAAGCACGGAGAAGAAAUGCGAAAGAGGAUAAAGGAAGGACCCAAGCAGUUUUAAUACAUCCACAAACAUUUGGACAUAAAAGUGAACAUGAGACCGUGAACAAGGCUCCCAUGACUGGUUUUCUGUCAACACAGAGGAACAGUGGUGGUUAUGUUUCUCUGUAAAUUUGAAGUGUGGUUUAUAAUAUUAUUUACAGCUGAUUGCACCAUCAUCUGUUGCACAACUGUGUCGUUUGUUUGGUUGGUGCAGAGUUUCUACCUCCGUAAUUACAGAGUAGAUAUUGGAAUCUGCUCUAAGAGCGGAUACCAAAACAUGCAGGUCAGUUGGAGAAAAAAAUCAUCUAGCUUUUCAGAUAUACACUGUCUUUCUCUUACUUCUCUAAUGUUUAAUUGAUCUUAGAUUUUUUUUUUUUUUUUUACUUUAUUUUAAUGUGAUGGUUCCAGUCGUCGUACUUGUUGACUACACCGCUCAGGAAUCUCUCUCCCGCUGACAAAGAUGUUUAUUGUUAUGAGAAUUUGUUGAAUGGGGAUUUAGAUUGUUUCCAGAUUUUUUGUUUUUAAAUAAAAUGUCAAAUUCUCCAUUUCAAAACUCAAAUUUGCAAUAACUAAUUCAGUCAAUAACACACUUGUCCCGUCCAUUGAUAUAUAUAUAUAUAUAUAUAUAUAUAUAUAUAUAUAUUACAUGGCUCCAGCUAUUUCAGUGGAAAAACAGCAUUGUGAUGUUCUCCCGUAUGAGUAAGAUUAAUAACCCUUUAGAGCCUGGUAUAAAAAUGUCUGAAAAUUUCAAUUGAGAUGCCUUCAGCAAAACCUUUGAUUCUUGCAGAUCUUCAGAUCAUUGCCACUUUAGGCUUUUGCAUCCAUGUAAUUAACAAACACUUUGUAGGCAUUUUAAGACAUGCGGCAACCCUUUUUGUAAAACUAUUCGCAAUCUGUUUACACUACCGUUUACAUUUUGUUGAGCGUGUGAAAUAUAUUUAGCUGAUGAUGUUUGAGGCAGCAAGAUUUAAGAAAUGAAAACCAUUUUCACAGGUAAUGGUUUUGACAUUUUCACCUCUUCCUCCCACAACUGGGAGGCAAUCCUGUGAUGGCACUGAUAAAUGUCAGGUCUGACAUUGACUAAACUUGAUAAAAUAGGUAUGAAUAAUAGUAUGUAGUGUAUUUAUUUGUCAUUUCCCAGAAAAUCAAACCCUGUAUUACGUUAAAAAUGUGUGACUGAGAUGAGAACAGUAGGAUUUUCUCAAAAUCCAAACAGAUUAAAGGUCACACCACGUUCAAUUUGGCAGUCGGGGAUCAGACCACAGACCCAAAUGACAUCAAACUGAACCCGUCCACUCCCCACGAAGGGUGGGAUUCCCACACGGCUUGCUUGGACUUUGCCUAGGAAGAACCCACAGGACUUUACUCAAGACCUACAUGUAAGGUUAAGUAACUGGUUCCCUUUAUAGGAUCCAUCAUAAGUAUAGUCCAAUUAUCCUUGUUCUGGCCUCUUCCCUCGAACAAAGCUUCUUGGAAAAGCCUUUGAGCUCGUAGCUUCAGAUCUCUGGAUUAUUCAAGUCGGGUAUGGUCUGCAGUGAGAAAAGAGCAGGUUGCUCCGUCUGUGUUGGGAGUGAGUUGUUGGCUUAGGCAGGGUUAGCUGAAAUGUUUGCAGUUUUGUGAAUAAAUAAUUGUAAAAUAGAGAGAAUGAUACAUUGGAGGAACAUG
Molecule: messenger RNA, 2923 nt
Organism: Poecilia latipinna (sailfin molly)
Lineage: Eukaryota; Metazoa; Chordata; Actinopteri; Cyprinodontiformes; Poeciliidae
Gene: cmc2
Product: C-x(9)-C motif containing 2
Exons: 4
Coding region: 1044-1277 (77 amino acids)
Cellular component (GO): mitochondrion
Source: RefSeq, a predicted model, not a curated record